AUGAAUACCUCAUUUUCAUCUCCAACCACGUCCACCAUCCCUUCUGUUACUCCAUCACCAAACGAGGAUGAUUCUUCUAGAACUACGCUGAAAUUGGUCUUGGCCAUUUCAUAUUUGGUUCUUUUUGUCAUUGGAACUGUGGGAAAUGGUACCGUAAUCCUGAUGAUCAUCAACAUUUUGACAUCAAUGAAACGGAACAUGCAGGCUGGAAAACGGAAAGUGAUGAGCAAUACCAAUCAUGUCUUUAUUUAUGUUCUGGGCCUCUCAAUCGUUGAUCUCUUGGUUAUCCUACACCUUCCGUUCUUAGUAAAAUUCGUCCCGCGAAAUUCAAUUUUCCAUGAUUUUUUAUCCAAAACCUCGUUUUCAGGACAAUGGCUGUUUGGUGUGGCAAUGUGUAAAGUGUACUGGUUUGGGGAGAGUGUCAAUAAGCUAUUAAGCUCAUUUUUGAUGACUGUGCUCAGUUGGGAUCGCUAUAUGGCAGUGUGUAGUCCGGUGAAGUCGAUGAAAAUGCGAAGCAAUGCAACAGCUAUGAAAGUUUUGUUGGCGUGCACCUUGUUCGCUACAGUACUACUCUUACCCGUGCUCAUCGAAGCAGCAGUUCUGAAAAUCGAUAAAAUGCACAUGGUUCCGUUAUUGGAAGGAAGUGAUGAGUUGGCAGCGUCAGACCUCGCUGGAACUACCAUAUCCAAGUGUAUCUUUGAUGCAGACGCCACUUUCACCUUGUACACUUUUGUUAUUGGGUUUGCUGCUCCUGCGUUCCUGAUUAUCAUUUUCUAUGCGCAGGUCACCAAGCGGAUCGUCGCUGUAAUUUUGUUCUAUUUCCUCUGCUGGACACCCCAAUGGACCCUGAACAUCAUGUCUCAGUUUAAUCUGAUUGCUGUGUCAUGGAUGACUCCAGCACUAUCAGCAAUGUUCUUUGUAGCGCAUUUAUUGGUAUGUUUCAAUUCUGCCGCCAAUCCUGUGCUCUACGCCUACAUUAACCGAGAGCUUCGUACUCAACACGUCAGGCAAUGCAUCGAAAACGCCAUUCAACUUUCCAUGCAAUCCCGCCCAUCCGACGCUUCAGCUACAGUAUUCUCCAAAUUUGAGAGUGGCGAAGGUGGGAUUUUGAAUAGACUGUCCAAUUUCCAACACAACAUCCUUGCAAGCAUAUUUCAUCGAAAACGGAUGCCAUUGGUUGUGGACAAAAAUAUAAAUAUUGAAAAUACGUCAUCAUCAACUGACGAGGAUAAGGAUGAUUACUUGUGA
Caenorhabditis briggsae is the source of this 1248-nucleotide messenger RNA. The record is from RefSeq and is a predicted model, not a curated record. NCBI's taxonomy places the organism in Eukaryota, Metazoa, Nematoda, Chromadorea, Rhabditida, Rhabditidae. The transcript is spliced from 11 exons. Gene Ontology annotation, biological process: G protein-coupled receptor signaling pathway. Gene Ontology annotation, molecular function: G protein-coupled receptor activity. Bases 1 to 1248 code for a protein of 415 amino acids. Gene Ontology annotation, cellular component: membrane.